This is a messenger RNA of Paramuricea clavata, 4319 nucleotides long. The record is from the annotation of a GenBank genome assembly. Lineage: Eukaryota; Metazoa; Cnidaria; Anthozoa; Malacalcyonacea; Plexauridae.
AAUAAUUUGAUGUCUUAUCCUAAAACUUGACGCAUUUGAUAAUUUGUAUAUAUAUUAAAACUCAUGUGUAUUUAAUACCUGAACGUGUGGACAAUCCGUUUUCGGUGUGACUGGAAAGUAACCUUGAGAAUUGCCGCUUGCAGUAGCCAUUAAUUCGUGUUGUGAAACAAAAGUAGUUUUUCGUGGAAACCACAGUUAGUGGAAACAAAUUCUGUGGAUCAAUAGAAAUUGAAAUCGAAAAUGAAAUUGAACACUUUUGCAAAACAUAACAACACAGCAAAACGUAAACAUCACAAUUUACUUCCGGUUUGUUUUUGCUGCGUCCAGACAUUUACGAGAUCAGCUACAAUAUUGUUGAGUACUUCAUGUAAUAGCAUCUAUACUGUAUUUUCUUUUCCAAGAUGGCCGCCAAUUCAUGAUGAUCUAAUAAUGAGUUUAAAAUUAAAUAAUUAAUAAAAGAACGCCCAAUUCUUUUGCUAAAUUUCUGCCUGAGAAUGAGCAACAAUUAAGGUAUGUUUUUCCGUAUUUUGGCAUGGAAGAACUGCCGUCUACUGCUUUAAAAUGGCCGUUUCCAAAGACUUUGAACAGCAGACUGUGGCGUCUGAGCAGUGCAAUAAUCAUCGGAGGGACUGCUGCGUUCAGUAAGAUAUGGCUAGGUAAGUUUAAAAUGAAAUUUAAUAUCUGUUUACUUUGUGAAAAGAGCAAAGCAGAGAAAGUGCAGUCAAUGAAAUAUAAAGUACAAUAGUGCAUGUGGCUAUGGAUGUUGACCAGCCUUUUCUGAUGUUUUUAAGUCAAUUUCAAAGUCCAACAUAUAUUUAUUAAAAUGUCAGAUCUAGCAGCAAAGUACUAGGAAUUUCUCCCCCCCCCCUGAAAAUCUGCACAACUCCCCCCAGAUGAACCUAAAUCUUGCCCCAAUAAAAAUAUGUUAUGCUACAUUGUCUAGGUUGGCUUAAUCAGAAACAUGUAUACAACCUUGAUAUCCUGGAGGAAACAUUCUCUCGUGUCAAGGACACACCCUUGCUUACCGUGACCAAUCAUAUAUCUUGCUUUGACGAACCUUUGGUUUGGGGUAAGCAUGAAUAUACAUUUGCCUAUAAUUUAUUACAACACACCUAAAUAUGAUUUAUUUAAUUGAAUGAACAGGAAUGCUGAAAUGGAGGCAUGUCAUGAAUUCACAGCUAAUAAGAUGGUAUGAAAUUUUUCUGAUAGAUCAUAGUAAUGUAACUUCUUUGAGCAAGUCUGUUUUGUCUAUAAUUUAUACUGUCUAUCUCAAACAAUCACAACAGGGCUAUUGGUGCAGAUGAAAUGUGUUUUUACACCUGGUUGUUGAGUCAGUACUUCAGCAAGGGAAAGGUAUGUUUAUAUGGAUAUAAAACAUAUUUUAUUCACAAUUGUUGAGUAGCUUAUCAACAUUGGGUUUUUUUCCAGGUAAUUCCAGUCAUAAGAGGUAUAAAACUUGUUUCUUGUUGUCCCACACUUGUACAUAUUUUCAUUUGGAAUUUCCUCUCAUCUUUGUCACUGGUAUUUUCAAGGGAAUGGUGUGUAUCAGAAAGGAAUGAAUUUUGCGCUAGAUCGUCUCAAUGAUGGUCAGUGGGUUCAUAUUUUUCCAGAAGGUGUGAAUUGUUAUAAUUUUUCAGUUUCUUUGUUUUUCUGUACCCUGGGUGCAGCAGUUUUUUAGUGUCAGGCACAUUUUAACUCUGACGGGUGGACAACACCGCCUGAGUGAGUGCAGGCUACAGCGAAACCCCUGAUCCAGGGUCAGAUGACUCUGUCACUUUGUGUGUGAAUUGAAGUUCAGGCUUAUAUUUUUAGGGCAUGUGAAUGAUACAGGGAAUAUUUGUCGUUUAAAAUGGGGUAGGUUAUUAUUUAGUUAAAUUUAUUAUAUAAUUUAAAUUCAUUUUUUUUUACAAAAAUCUUGAAUAGUCAUUCCAUCCUAACUUUAACCAGGUGUUGGUCGAUUGAUUGCAGAGUCAUCUAAAGUGCCAAUAGUCAUUCCAUUCUGGCAAUUAGGUAUGGUAUCAUCUGUGGCUUACCAUAAUAACUUCCUGUGGUUCAUAGUCUGACUUUUAUAAAUAGGACUUGACGAUGUUCUACCAAACAAGAGGCCGUACAUACCAAGAAUUGGGAAGGUAUUGGUCAUUUGAAUUUUGUUGUAAUUAAUCUGAGCAUUUCAACAAGCGUCAACGAUUCUUUAAUUACCUUAUUUUAAUUGCAGCAUGUCACAAUCAAUAUUGGCAAACCAAUGUUUUUCAACGACAUUAUUACUGAAUAUCGGGAACUGAAGGAAACUGCAGUAAGUUGAAUGUUAAAUUUAAUUUCUAAAAAGUAUGGGGUUUGAACUUUCUUAUCAACUUCUUAUUCAGAUUGGAGCGAGAAAGAGAAUAACUGACAGAAUACAAGAAAGAUUUCAAGAAUUAAAAGAAGAAACAGAAAAACUACACAGUAUGCAAGAUCUCACAAAUUAAUCAAAUGAUCCUUCUAAUUUAUUGAUGAUGUUGCAAUCUACAAAUGAAAAAUGACCAUCUCUCAAUCAAACUGCAAUUAAAGAAGCACCAGAAAUAAAACGAUCAUAUCCUUUUAUUUAUUAAUAAGAACACACUUCCAAAUCUAUAUGAAUGAUAUGAACUCAGUGACAUUUGCUUUGUCCAAUUUGGAAUGGUUUUUUUUUAUACUUUUUAAAAAGAUUUCAAAUAGAUAAUCACUCUCCUAAGGAAUAGCAGAACCUUAUUUUACGUCACAUCUAGUUUGCGACCAUGCACACUCCUUUCUCCAUGGCAGUCAACUUGUAGCAAGUCAAAGUUCAUAUAAACACAUUCCUGCCCAGGCUUGUGGCAAGUUAAGGUUCAUUUAAACACUAACUAUAAAACAGUUAUCAAACUAUGUACAUAUGUAAGGCAUCAAGCUUCAUGACCUCUGUGAGUUAAAUGUUCGCUGUCUGAAUUAUCUAAAAGAACCUCGACUUCUUCGGUGUUUGAUGAGUUUACUCUCGAGAACUGUACCCGGCCAGUCUCGUUUGUUUCACGACUCUUCUUUGCUUUACGCAUUAGAAAGUUGUCAACAACCCAAAACAUAAUUGCCUGAAAAAGAAAGGUUUUACAUUUUUAUGAUGCCACAAAAGGCGUUGUUUAAAGGGAACUUGAGAUUGAUAUGGAUGUAACUACCUGAAAAAUACAAAGAGAACUUUAACGUUUCGAACGAAGGGACAAAAUAGAGGUGGUUGGUGGGGUCCAGUAUGGGUAGAAUUCUACAAGAAGCUGUUGUUUUUGUGCCUGAAUUACGGAAGACGAACCUUCUGACAAAGGCUCUGAAAAGUGUUUUAAAAAAUGUUUCCAGCUAGAAAUAUUUUUCACACCAAAACCCAACUGGCCAGUACAUUAGAAAGGUUUAUAUUAGAAAUUAAAGAAGGAAUUCCAAACUUACAUUUAUUAUAAAAGGGACAAUCAGCAUAACUAAAGCCACUUCCACUUUUGGAUAUUUCCGAACUGGUUUUAAAAUAAACCGACGGACAUCGUGCCAGAAGUCCAACAUGACUAACAAUGCUAUCGCAAUUUUCUCAAGGAUCAUUAUUAGGAUGUAGAGACCACAUUGGCCAAUCCAUGCAUCACAUUGAGGUGGUUUUCCUAGAAAUGACAAGUUUCAUAGAAAUGUUUUCUCAACUUUUCUUGGCCAAGGGCAGGUUUCAGUAAACAGGAUUGUGCAGCAGACGGUGGUCGCGAUCAACUAGUAACCAGUUGUCAACAUUUCUGCAGUUGACCUCAUCUGCUGUACUGUGACGUUUACUUGAAAACUACAAUUUUAAAGUAAAUCAUUGCAUCAUAUCUUACCAUACUCUCCCAAUAUAAGAGUAUCCCAUUUGUAACAAUGCACAAUAAAUUGAGAAAUUUGAAGAAAUAUGUAGAUUAAACACAAGCCGAUGGUUGAAUCUAAAAGGUAGUUGAUAAAAUACCUAGAAAUGGAAAUAAGUGCUUCAGUAAAAUCUUGUUAAGGGGGGUUCAAUACUGUUCUGAUUUUAUGAAUGGUGACAUACCAUGUACAAGGAUCGCCUUUGAAUAAUGUUGACAAGUAGACGUUUGCAAAAUGUAUAACAAGUGCGCCAAUAGCUUGUUUUGAGGUGUCGUAGAACCUAUGAACAUAUACAAAAUACUAUGUAGAUACCCUCUGGUAGCUGGUUCGAUUUGUGCGAUAUGCAGAACUUUAUCUAAUUAAUUUUGCAUGUGAGAACAAUGCUUUCUGGUUUGUUGGAAGAAUGCCACCAAACAUUUGCCAAACCAAAUAUUUUCCUGCUUUCAAGCUGUAGUAACACUAGACCAGUAAGAAUU